UUCUGUCUCCUUCAGCCUUAACAUUGUAAAGAGACUGAUUCUAAGUUUAGAGACUGCAACAGCCAUGAAGUUGCUAGGAGCUGGAUGUUUAUUUGCAUAUUUCAUCGUGUACAUCUCAGGGGUUCAAGGGCGAGCAAACAGGAUCUGUGCUUUAAAAGGUUCAUCGGUGGAUCUGCCCUGCUCAGCUCAACAUCCCACUUCAAGCAUGACAUGGCACACUGUACACUGGAAUGAAUCUUUGUUUAGGUCUCCAUUCGUUCAGAAUGACCUCUUAGAUGGAAAUCAUACAAGGUACAACAUGUCUGCGGAGAGUAACUUCACUCUAACAAUCAGUGAUCUGAGAGAGAGUGAUGCAAAGUUCUACUGCUGUGGAAACAUAACUGACAACCCAGGACGCUGCUGGAUCUAUAGAACAGCGCUCCGUGUGGCAGACCUGCAGGUACAGGUGAUUCCCACCACAGAGGGACAGACCGUAACACUGAUAUGUAGCACCAGCUGUCCCCUGACUGAAAACCCUGCAGCCUACAUCUGGUACAAGAACAGAGAGUUCCUCUAUGAGGACUGGUCUCCCUGGUACCAAGAGCUGGUCAGCAGUGAGGAAGCAGUCACAUACUCCUGUGCUAUCAAAGGCUACGAGCAUCUCAGAGCUCCUGAAGUCUCAGUGGAUUCUGUCACGCCAACCUGCUUUAAUGUGACCUACGCUAAACGGAGAACGUGUCCUCCCAAUCAGACGUCAGCAGAUGAGCCGUGCUCCAUCACAUAUCCAACAGAAGUACAUGUUCAAAGGACUCCUUUAGAUGAGGACUUUGUCAGACUGACCUGUACCCCCAGCUGUCCUCUGACUGACCCUCAGGCCGCAUAUAGGUGGUACUGGCAAAAAGUUGGUAUUAGAAGCCAGAGGACUAAACUUCUCUACAGGAACUUUGAGGGUCAACACUUUACAGUUCCCAGAGGUGACAGUUUCUCCUGUGCUGUAAAAGGCCACGAGGAUUUGCACAGUGCUCAAGUCUGUGCUGAGGAAAAGUCCUGCUGGGAUGUGAAUUAUGUCAGCAGGAGAAUCUGCGCUCUGGAAGGUUCUUCAGUGAACAUUGCAAGUGAAUACUCGCAUCAAGACAGCUGGCCACCAGAGUUUAAAUUAUGGUAUAAAGUAAAGAGAAGUGGUGAAGAGAAUGCUGAACAUCUCACAGCCAGUUCAGAUCGUCUGAGGUAUCAUGACAAAAUUAACAAAAGCCACAUCCUGAGAAUUACAAAUCUGAGGAAGAAUGACUCGGCAGAAUACAUAUUCUCACUCCAGCGUAAAGGUGAAGAAUGGAAACUGUCUGAUUUCUCUGGAGUCACAUUGGUUGUCACAGGUCUGAAAGUGACGUUUACUCCUUCUGCAGUGGUGACAGAGGACCAGAGAGUCACACUGACCUGCAGUACCAGCUGUCCUCUCACUGACAACACAAACUACAUUUGGUUCCUCAACAGUCGACCUCUGACUCUGACAGAGACCCAAACCAAACACCUGGUGCUAGACCCAGCCAGCAGUCAGCAUGCAGGAAACUACGCCUGUGGUAUCAAAACCCAGAGAGACAUCACGUCCCCUGAAGAGACUCUCACUGUUCAAGGCCCAAAGAUGGAUGUUCCAAUGGCAAUAAUUAAUGCAGUCAGACUGACGGUUGCAUUGCUGAUCCCGAUUCCUCUUCUUCUCUUCCACCUGUGGAUGAGACACGCUCGCAGUGUGAGAACAUCUCAGUCAUGGUCAUGAGUCCUGCAGCACAGAGGGACCCAGCACACGCCAAGAAGACACUGUGUACUGUGUGGCUAAGCAUCCACACAGGACGCUCCACACAGUGUGCAGCAGCUGCCUGUCUUUAUCAUUUAGGUACAAGCUGGGCUGAGAUGAUCUGAACAGUGCAAAGACACCUCUUAAAUCAGAUUGGGAGUGAAUGAUGGCUUUACAUGAAUUAUAAUGUUAAUGUGUGUCUGAUGGAUGUGAAUGUAAGUCAGGGCUUUGUCAGCUUGUUGUGCAGUUGUUCUUUCCCAGAGUGGCAAAACAAAUGAAUGCAGCUUGAUUUAAGGUUUGUUGUGUUGUUGUCAUUUUAACAGCUGUUUUAAUAUUAGCUGGGGCGUUUAUGUAGUGAAGAUGUAUUUUGCAGCUGCAACAGAUGGCCACAUACAGUUGGGGGAGAUAUGUAUUUAUCAGUCCUUUGUUAGGCUCCACAGAUGUAGCAGGAAAUUACAUAAUUGGGUGUUAAAAAAUAGGUGAAUAUAGACCUCUGGCAUAUGAUGAUUCAGUAACUUUUUCUACUGUCUGUUUAUAUUUGCUGUAUCAGUUCAUUAUGAAAUCCAUUUAAUAGCUUCUCUUAAGUUGUAUAAUCUCUUAUGUUUUUCCAAAUGUACACCAGAUUUUAAUUCAUAUUCUUGUCAAACAUCUAAUAUGUAAUCCUUUUUUUCCUCUUUUUGCAUGUCAUGUGAUAUUUUAAUGUAUAUACUG
Epinephelus moara (kelp grouper) is the source of this 2479-nucleotide messenger RNA. RefSeq lists its product as uncharacterized. NCBI's taxonomy places the organism in Eukaryota, Metazoa, Chordata, Actinopteri, Perciformes, Serranidae. The coding region runs from base 65 to 1750 and encodes 561 amino acids. The record is from RefSeq and is a predicted model, not a curated record. The transcript has 10 exons.